This is a messenger RNA of Ahaetulla prasina, 9425 nucleotides long. It is a transcript of the gene ANO8, whose product is annotated as anoctamin 8. Gene Ontology annotation, cellular component: plasma membrane. Gene Ontology annotation, molecular function: chloride channel activity. NCBI's taxonomy places the organism in Eukaryota, Metazoa, Chordata, Lepidosauria, Squamata, Colubridae. The transcript is spliced from 18 exons. Gene Ontology annotation, biological process: chloride transmembrane transport. The record is from RefSeq and is a predicted model, not a curated record. The coding region runs from base 948 to 4361 and encodes 1137 amino acids.
CCAAAUUUCCCCCAUUGUGCAAGCUUCGUAAAGUGUAAUUUGUGGGGUUCGUUUGUCCUCACUGUGUGACAAGUAGAGGGCAUUUGACUAUGAAAAGUUCAGUAUUGUAGUAAACAAGAGAUUUAUCUUCUGCUAUUUAUAGGAAGUAGAACAUCCAUAUUCAAAGGCAGCCAAUCUCUGAGCACCUCAGAUAUGGGAACAGAGUGAAAAACAUCUUCUUUGUCGCCAUUUCCACUUCAUCGCAUGGCUCGCCAUCAUGGAUUGACUGUUUUCAUUUCGAUUCUGGGCUCUGUCCUAAUUUAACCUCCUCUUCUUCAAGGCCGCUUGAUUUAUUGCCGUCAUUUCACUGUUUUUCUAGUGCAACUUCUGCUAAAACCCCAGUAAUAUCCAUUACUAAAUACGUUAAUCUGGAUGAAGUGUGUAGACCGCGAGGGGGCAAAUUUAACGUAUAUUUAGGCGAAAUAAUCUCGGAUACUGCGUGCCGUGGAGAACCGGGAAAAGUAUUAACACUUCUGCCAAGGGGAUCCCAAUUCAACCCCAGGCACGCUGCUGACAGAUGGCGCUCGGGAGUCGCAGGCCAACCAGAUUAUUAAACGGCUCUUCGCUUCCCCCCACCCCUCCUUUGUCCCUCCGUCUGCGCGCUGGCUCGCUCCGAGGCGCUUUGGGGCGCUGGAUGCGUUAGGAAGGGCCAUCCGGGGCAGGUGCCGCUCACCUGGGCCGAGCAAGGAAGCCCCCUUUCCGGCGUCCGUCGCUCCAGCCCGGCCCUGAUGGCGCGCCGACUGCCGCUUCAACCCAGCUCCGGUCCUGCGCUCGCCGCCCUCCCGUCCUGGCGGCUGUGAGACCAGCCCCGGCUGCUUUCUUGGCUUGGAUGAGCCGCCCGCAUCCCGACGCCGCACUGCGAUGCUGUUUUCCUGGUGCAGCCCUCAACCUUGAGCUCAGGAGCCACAAUGCCAGAGGCUGGGGCGGCAGGACCGGCGGCGAGCGGCCAGGAGAACAAGCGAGGCGGAGGCACGAUGGAUGGGGAGGCGGCCGCGCCACCUGCUACCGGGGUCCUGGACAAGCUGUUUGGGAAACGUCUGCUGCAGGCUGGGCGUUACAUCAUGUCCAAUAAAUCGUGGAUGAAAACAGUCCCCACAGAAAACUGCGAUGUGCUGAUGACUCUGGCAGAUACAACUGAUGACCACACAUUACUAUGGUUGUUGAACCACAUCCGUUUGGGAAUCCCAGAGCUCAUCAUCCAGAUUCGGCAUCACAAGCACACCCGGGUCUAUGCAUUCUUUGUCACAGCAACUUAUGAAAGUUUGCUCCGGGGCGCAGACGAGAUUGGCUUGCGAAAGCCUGUGAAGGCUGAAUUUGGAGGUGGCAUGCGCGGUUUCUCCUGCGAGGAAGAUUACAUCUACGAGAACAUAGAAAAUGAACUCUAUUUUUUCACUUCUCAGGAACGCCAAAACAUCAUCAGGUAUUGGCUGGAGAACCUGCGGGCCAAGCAGGGUGAAGUGCUGCAUAACAUCCACUUCCUGGAAGGGCAGCCAAUCAUCCCUGAGCUGGCUGCUCGUGGUAUCCUCCAGCAAGUCUUCCCCAUCCACGAGCAACGGAUUCUGAACCGGCUGAUGAAAUCGUGGGUACAAGCCAUUUGUGAAGCCCAGCCUUUGGAUGAAAUAUGUGACUAUUUUGGGGUGAAGAUUGCCAUGUACUUCGCAUGGUUGGGCUUCUACACGUCAGCCAUGGUAUACCCUGCUGUCUUUGGCUCCCUCCUCUACACCUUCACAGAGAAUGACCAGACCAGCCGGGACAUUUGCUCUGUUAUAUUUGCCAUCUUCAAUGUUAUCUGGUCCACGCUGUUCCUAGAGGAGUGGAAACGUCGAGGAGCCGAAUUCGCAUACAAGUGGGGAACUUUGGACACACCAGCAGAGUCCAUCGAAGAGCCUCGGCCGCAGUUCCGGGGUGUGAAGCGCAUCAGCCCAGUGACUAACACGGAAGAGUUCUACUACCCGCCUUGGAAGCGGUUGCUCUUCCAGUGUUUGGUGAGCUUGCCCAUCUGUAUCUUCUGCCUCUCCUUUGUCUUCCUUACCAUGCUGGGCUGCUUCGAAUUGCAGGAAUUUGUGCUGAGCAUCAAGGAGCUGCCACGCCUUGUUCGCUUCUUGCCCAAAAUCAUGCUGGCCGUCAUCGUCACCGUCUGUGAUGAAAUCUACAGAAAAAUUGCCUACUGGCUAAAUGAUAUGGAAAAUUAUCGCUUGCAGAGUGCCUACGAAAAACACCUCAUCAUCAAAAUGGUCUUGUUUCAGUUUGUAAAUUCAUACCUAAGUCUUUUCUACAUUGGAUUCUACCUCAAAGACAUGGACCGCCUCAAGGAGCUCCUGCUCAUCUUUUCUCUCUUCCAAAGCCUUGUGCGUCAGCUUAAAGACGCGGUCCUUCCCUCCAUCAUUCUCCAACUUCACCUCUAUCUCAUCUCCUUUAAGGGUUUGCUGAGUUUUUCCUGGCAUCUGGGCAUCUCCAAAAUGCUGGCUACACUCCUCAUUACCCGCCAGUUCUUGCAGAAUAUUAAGGAAGUCUCUCAGCCCCACUUAUACAGCAAGUUCAAGCGUGGUGACUUCAGUAUGCAAAACCUUCGGGAGGUGACCCACACAUUCUUCCGCCUGCUGACCCAGAAGUACACAUUCACCACUUCAUGCGGCACCAACCCUCGGCAUCCCAGGCACAAUGACUCGCCAGCGGGCCACAGGCCAGAGGUCCAUGAGGCUCCAGAGGGGGCCGUCAAGGGGGAGAAGAAAUGCCUCAAUGGAGGGUGCGGAGUGCCUGAAGAAGAGGACGAGGAGAAGAAGGAAUCGGACUCAGAAGAUGAGAGCAUCAUUGACUGUGGGCUGAAGCUGAAAAAAGUGAGCUUUAUUGAAAAAGCUGACCGCAAGACAGGGGAUCCCAGUUUAGAGGAUAUGAGUUUCUUGGAAGAAGGUAGUCCCACCAUGGUGGAGAAAGGGAUGGACCCCUCCUCUGUCUUUGAGCUGUGCGAGGAUGAUGAUGAAAGCGAUGAAGCCUCAGAGAGUCCCUUUAAGGCCCUACCCGAAGUUAAGGAGCCAGCUGUUAUCAUGCGGACUCGGAGGCCACGGGUAGGCAAGAACCUCACAGAAGGCGAGGAAGAAGAAGAGGAGGAUGGGUAUGAGAAUCAAAGACAUGCCAGGUCCUCAUGGAUCGAUCCACCAGAGGAGAACUACACCACACAGCUUGCCCAAGCCGAAGUGGAGAGCUGCAUGAAAAAAUAUGAGGACACUUUUCAAGAUUACCAGGAGAUGUUCAUCCAAUUUGGCUACGUGGUCCUUUUCUCGUCGGCUUUCCCCUUGGCUGCAAUGUGUGCCCUCAUCAACAAUAUCAUUGAAAUCCGGAGCGAUGCCUUCAAGUUGUGUACGGGGCUCCAACGCCCCUUUGGGCAGCGGGUGGAAAGCAUUGGAGAGUGGCAGAAAGUGAUGGAGGCCAUGGGCGUCCUGGCCAUUGUGGUGAACUGCUACCUGAUUGGCCAGUGUGGGCAGCUGCAGCGUCUUUUUCCAUGGCUGAGUCCUGAAGGUGCUAUAAUCUCUGUGGUGGUGCUAGAGCAUUUUGCCCUUUUGCUCAAAUAUGUCAUCCAAGUUGCAAUUCCUGAUAUCCCGGCCUGGGUUGCAGAAGAGAUGGCCAAGCUUGAAUACCAGAGGCGGGAAGCCUUUAAGAAGCACGAGCGACAGGCCCAGCACCAUUUCCAACAACAGCAGCGUCGUAAACGGGAGGAAGAGGAGCGUCAGCGCCACGCCGAAUAUCAUGCCCGGAAAGAACGUGAGAGCAGCCGGGAGGAAGGCAAGGCUAACGGUGGCGGGCAGGAUCCUGGACACGAGAAGAGUCAGCCCAAAGGGAAGGGUUCAGGAGGGUCAAGCCACGGAUCUGAGAAACCCAAACGGCCCAGCUCCCUCCUGGCCACCAACAACGUCAUGAAGCUCAAGCAGAUCAUCCCUCUGCAGGGCAAGUUUUUAUCAGGGAGCACGGGGGCAGCUGGCACUGGGACGGCCCGUUCACCCCAGUCCCCCACUAGUACUGAUAACAAACUACCUGGGUUCCUUAGUUUCAAGUUCCUUAAGUCCCCAGAGACAAAACGGGAAGCCAACACUGAAAAGGUGCAGUCACCCACUAAGCCUUUCAACCCCAGCAAACUGUUCAACUUCAGCAAAUCCGAAGGGGGCAACGGGGCAUCGUCCCUGCCACGUCCCGGCCCUUCGGCAGAUGCCGGCGAAAAGCCUUUGGCCGGCAGAUCACAUCUCAACGGGUUGUCAGAUGAGGAAGUGUCUGAGGACCUGGAGAUCCGAACAAUGGUGGAGGAGGAGGGGCCGAGCCACAAACUGUAACCAAGAGGUUAGGGUGUGAGAGCUGGGAAGAGGGAGGAAGGCGUGGGUUGCUAGUUGGUUCCUCAAGCAGAAUUGGGGCAGCCUCUGCGUUGAGUUGGGAGAGGUCUGCUGAGUCUAUGAACCCUUUUUUCCAAGCAACUUCAAGGCAAACCUUGCUGAGAUGUUCACCUGGAAAAAGAAAGUUGAAGAUGGUUCCAGGGAGGUUUUGAUGGCUUUGACCUGGAGACUCCGUUCUGAUAUUGGUGGUUAUUGAUCUAAGUCAGAUUUUAAACCGAGAACUCCCAAGAAUAAAGAAAGCAUUGCAAGUUAGAAGUGAAGGAUACGAAGCGGAAGGUAGAGGGGACUUCCACUAACCUUUAACAGGUCAUGUUACAUGUCUUUUCCCCCUUAUUUUAUCAGAGCUCGGGCCAGGAAAGCAUCCUAGCUCAAACUGAUUUUCUAAAUUUUAACCCACGUAAUUCCCAGAUGCUUCUCCGUCUUUAACACGGAUGGACAAGACUGCAAAAAAGUUGGCGCAAUUUCUUGUUUUAAGAAGUCACAACCUUUUGAAAAUGUCAUUCAUCUUUGUUGGAGUCUUUUGACUUUUCCUCCAGAGUUUUGCUUAGGGAGACCCCCCUCAGGUAUUUAGAUAGAAUUUCAGCCAUAGCUAGUGUAGCCUUUUUCCUGGAUGUAAAUAUUUCGAAGAGAGCCACAAAUACUAGAAUCGGAUGGGAGGAAGCUUUGCAUUACUUUCCCCUCCUUCCAUUUAAAUCAUAGAUGAUCCCCACGCAACCCCAUUUCUGCUUGAAGAACAGCCUCAUGUGGCAGCAAAGCACAGGAUUUUCAGGAGGCUGGAAGGGAACGGGGAAGGUUGGAACCAUUGUCCAUGCAUGAUUGACAUCUCUUGCACUAAAACUGAAAAAAAAAACCACGGUGACUUUCACAUUUCUGAGACAGUCGAUCAAAGAAAAAGAAUUGAGACAAAUAGCAUUAAGAGUUCUCGGAACAAAGAUCUACCACCUAUUUUCCUUCUACAAACUUAGUAAUAAAGAAAACAAGAAAUAAAGGGAUGGCGGGGGGGAUAAAAUCUAAUUUGGGAGACACUAUUAUUAAAUUAUUAUUAAUUUAUUUUGCAAUAAGGACCUUGACCUGUGACAGGCUGCGGCAAGGAAAUUUUUCUCAACUUGCUGCUUAAUGGGGAAAACAGAUACAGGUAGCCCUCAACUUACAAUCACAAUUGGGAUUUGAAGUUCCAUCGCUAAGAGAUAUGAUCAUUAAGUGAGCCGUGCCCCAUUUUAUCACCUUUUGCCAUGGUCAUCAAGGAAAUCACACAACUAUUAAGUGAAUCUGGCUCCCCCCCCCUUAACUUUGCUUGUUGGUAAUCCUCUGGGAAGGUCACUAAUGAUGAUCACAUAAAUCUUGUGGGACACAGCAACUGUCGUUAAGUAGAUGCUCCUUGCCAAGCGCACAAGUGACUACAAGGCUGCUACAACAGCCCUAAGUGCAAUGGCUGGUCACAAGUCACUUUUUUCAGUGCCAUAAUUUUGAACAGUUGUUAAACGAAUGGUCGUAAAUCAAGGAUUACCUGUAAAUUGAGCUAAUUUCUUAAUGACUUCAUUGAGAAAUCCAUGCAGUUGGCCUUGCCAGAAUAUGGAAGAGUUUGCUACAGCUGCUGUUGCUGCCCUCUGAAAUACUUCUUUCAGAUUCCGCGUCCAACUUGCACACCAGGGAUUUCCUGGUCAUGUCUUUACCAGUAUUAACCAUAUUAACCAGUUCAGCCCUGCUUGGCUUUUUAAAUAUUCAGGUCCACCCACUUGCUGAGUUGAAAGGGAAGAGUUUGAGCAAAAAGAUAGAAAAUCCAGAAUGCAUAUUGAAAUAAAUAGGAGGAGGUGAGGGAGAAUGGAAUUUUCUCAUUAAUCUGCCCCUAUAGUUAUCACCUUCAGGACUGUUCUAACACUUUGGAAAUGGGGUGGAUGGAACAUUAUUUUUUUUUAAUCAGGCAGUGUCUAUUUGUACUUUUGCCUUGUGGCCUAAAUUUCUCACAAUUGGUCUGGAUAGGUAGGAAAGGGGAGAAAAUCUUCCUUUAAUCUGGUAGCGGCUUUUAAUAUGCAAAUCACUAAGACCUGCUGCGGCCUUUUUUUUUUUUUGGGUUCCUUAAAAAAAAAAGCAAUUGAACCCCCAGCCAAAAAAAAAAAAAAAAUAGCAGCGUCCCUUGAUUUCCAGCUUUGCAGAAUCUCUGAACGUAGUUUUGUUAGCAGGAAGGCUGUUGCUGAGAGCAGGCAUGGCCUCUGCCAUCCCCAUCCCACCCCACUCCACCCAACUUAAGUGAGCAGGAAGCGGCAAUCUUAGCACCACAGAUCUACGGACGCAGCAUCUCAAGCUUUUGUCGGCUUCCCCAAAUUUAAAGGAAAACUGCUUUGUCUUUUCUUUACUAGUCCAAAGGAGUCGGUCGCUUUGCAGGAUGGAAAAGAAGUGACUCUCUAAAGGAAGGAUUUCUCUUUGUCUUCUAUACACAACCCCGUCCUUCUCCGGAGCAAUUUGCCAUCACCGCAAUACAUAACUGACUGCUAAAUACAUUUGCUCCUCACAAGCCAUUGCAGUGAUCAGGUUGGAGAGGGAUUUCCAACAGGUGCUGGUCACCUUUCCAGCCUGUUUCUGAAAAAAGCCCCUCAGAGGAUUUUCGACUACUAAAUCCUCCCAAGGGAAAAAGGGAGGGGACCCCCAAUAAGUGAGCUUUGAUUCUCUCCUCCGAAUCACUCCUUUGCCAGAUGGUGAAGCCAAGUGCUGGCCUAGCUGUAUUUUCACUCACAAUGCCAAAAAAAGAGGACUGACCUGCAUGGCUUUGAUGCUCAAAGCUUUCUCUCUCUCUCUCUCUCUUUUUUUUUUUGCGGUGGCAUCACUUUCAAGCUGUUUCGCAAGAGCAAUAACACAACGCUAGCAGCUACCAAGUCCAUUGCUGGAUGCCAGCUCCAUUUGAUGAGUGCCAAGGAAAUAACCAGGAGAGAAAGACUGGUAUGCUGGCUUGGACUCGUCCGGGACACAUGUGGGUUUUUCAACAUGGCUCUUCUGUCUUCUAUCAAGUUGGCAGAAGAGAACCUCACUCGCAGCCCUUAGCUGUGACACCAAGGAGUAGUCUCUUCUCUUGGUGGACUUAAUCUGCCUGCGUUUCAUUCCCUGGCUAAAACGGGCCACUUUCAUUCUGCUGAAUGGUUGGAGGACUAGAUGUCAUCCGAAUAGUCAAUCCAUUCUCCUGCUUCUUCAUUGCCUAACCACAGGAAUGCGUUUUCCCCAGUGACCCGGCCAGCGUUCAUUCAUAUUUGCCAUGUCUAGCCAACCAAAGCUUAGCAAAACGGGGGCAGAAAGGCAUGAUUUGAACGCACCAAGGACCCUCCCAAGCCAGGUGGGAUUUUUUUGAGGUGGGCAGGAAGGCUCCCUUCUCUUCCUCCUCUCGCACCCUUCCAGUUCUGCAGCACCCAAGGCCCAACUCCAAUAUUGAUCUCAGAGUACCUACAAAAAGCACUGGUCUCUUUAAUGUCUUACUCUUCUGAGCAAUUCACUGUACCAGAGGGGAUUUUUUUGUUUUGUUUUUUAAACAUGAGGAAAGCAGAGGGGACUAUUUUUUUUAAUUUAUUGAUUUGCUGCAUUCUAAUUUAUUUCUGUGACUUGAGCAAGGAGGGUGGGAGAAUCUCAAUUUCUUUUUAAGUUAUUUUUGUCAUAUUUUUGUAAAUUUGGCAGAAAUGCAAUAAAAUUAUAUUUCAACAAAAGGAAUAAAAGUCGGGUAGGGCGGGGCAGACACCAGCAGCUCCUUCGGCAUUUAUUUACACAAGGUCCUGACUGAUAACUUUUGCUACACUCAAGAGGAUACAUUAUAUGGAGGUUGAGGGUCUCAUUUAAUUUAUAUGUCGCCCAUCUCACUACCCAAGCGACUCUGGGUGGCUAAUCUGAAACCUAUCAGAUUAGCCACCCAGCUAAUUUGAUUUAUUCAGCAUAUCCCCAUAUAUUGAAUAUUAUAUAAAUUGUGACUAUACAAGGGCCAUUGGCUUUUGGCUGGUCCACAGAAAAUGCUGUGCCAAAUUCGAGCCACAUUAUCACUUAGUGGUGUGUAAAAGCAACCACUGCCUUAAAGUUCUACUUUUUAAGGCAAUAUUAAGGCUUCAAGGAGGCUUUAAAAAUAAGUUUCCUGAAAUUUAAUUGGAUUGUGUGCGUGCAGAGUAUUAGAAUGUGUAUACGUGUGAAUCAGAUGUGUAUAUAUAUAUAUACACAUCUGCCUGGAGUAGUCCUUGCAGUUUUCUUGGUAAUAUUUUUCAGAAGUGAUUUGCUAUUGUCUCCUUUUUAAGGCUAUGUGUUAGGCCCCAAGAUCACACCAGUUCUCUUUGUGCUUAAGGUGGCAUGACAAGAGCCUCCCAUUUUUCAGCCUAAAGUCCUUAGCCUCUGCACCAAACUGGCUCUUUUAGAAAUAUAACCAUGUGUUAAUUCCGUGUUGCUGGAGUUACACUUUGCAACUGCUUAAAAUAGCCUUUGGUGACCCUGAUCCAGCUAAAAGCAAUCUGGCUUCAUAUCUUGUGCUAAGCAAGGGAUUUUUUUUAGGGUACAUUUUGAACUUUGAGAAUAUGGCACGUGUUCUCACAAAAUCACUUUGGGGAAGAGGCUGCCUGCUCACAAAAUGGUGGACAUGGGGGAUGUCCUUCAUGCAAAUGCAAUUUGCCAUCUUUUCUGCUAGGCAGCAAGCCUAUCGCUCAGUUCCUUAAUUAAAGGGUCUCCUAAAAAUUGUCCAGUGACCCAUGGAGUUUUAUGGGUUCUAUGAAAGGCAUUAGGUGUACACAGAUAAUCCUAGAGUUAACACCAUGAAUCAUUACGUUAAAAUACAGCCAGAUUUUAGGUCUCAACUGCAACAAUUCUUGGCAGUCACUAAUUUUUGCUAUAAUCUAGUUAUCUCUGUUUGCAGCCCUGAUUCAGCAGUCCUAUCUUAGGUAUUAGAGAUUUGUCAGAUCUUGGGAGCCACAGACAGAAAUCUAUUCAUCAUUUUGAUUAUAUUCUAUCAAACUCAACAUUUGAUAGACUUCAACAUUUGAUAGACCUCAACAU